Ornithodoros turicata is the source of this 1306-nucleotide messenger RNA. Its product is annotated as eukaryotic initiation factor 4A-III. Lineage: Eukaryota; Metazoa; Arthropoda; Arachnida; Ixodida; Argasidae. Gene Ontology annotation, cellular component: nucleolus; catalytic step 2 spliceosome. The record is from RefSeq and is a predicted model, not a curated record. Gene Ontology annotation, molecular function: mRNA binding; ATP binding; RNA helicase activity. The coding region runs from base 27 to 1232 and encodes 401 amino acids. The transcript is spliced from 11 exons.
AGCUGGCCACAUUGUGCUUCGCAAAAAUGGCGUCUCGUCGGAGAGUUGUGCAAGCGGAAGAUUUGGCGAACGUAGAAUUUGAAACCAGUGAGGAUGUGGAAGUAAUUCCAACUUUUGACGCUGUAGGACUACGUGAAGACCUAUUGCGUGGUAUUUACGCGUACGGUUUUGAGAAGCCGUCAGCAAUUCAACAGAGGUCCAUAAAACCAGUCAUUAAAGGACGAGAUGUCAUUGCGCAGGCGCAGUCAGGAACAGGGAAAACUGCUACAUUCGCAAUUGGCGUUCUUCAGACAACUGACACCCAAGUUCGAGAAACACAGGCACUCAUUUUGUCACCCACCAGAGAAUUGGCUGUACAGAUUCAAAAGGUCAUUCUCGCUCUUGGAGACUACAUGAACGUCCAGUGCCACGCGUGCAUCGGAGGCACUAAUUUGGGUGAAGACAUCCGCAAGCUAGACUACGGCCAGCACAUUGUAUCCGGAACACCAGGCAGAGUGUUUGACAUGAUCAAGCGGAGGAAUCUCCGAACUCGUUCCAUCAAAAUGCUUGUCCUUGAUGAGGCUGAUGAGAUGUUGAAUAAGGGUUUCAAAGAGCAGAUCUAUGACGUGUACCGGUACUUGCCCCCCUGCACCCAGGUUGUGCUCAUCUCAGCUACAUUGCCACAUGAAAUCCUUGAGAUGACCAGCAAAUUCAUGACUGAUCCUGUUCGUAUCUUGGUCAAGCGUGACGAGUUGACACUUGAGGGCAUCAGACAGUUCUUUGUCGCUGUCGAAAGGGAGGAAUGGAAAUUUGACACACUGUGCGACCUGUAUGACACCUUGACCAUCACACAAGCAGUCAUCUUCUGCAACACAAAGCGAAAGGUGGACUGGCUGACAGAGAAGAUGCGCGAAGCAAACUUUACAGUGUCCGCAAUGCACGGUGACAUGCCGCAGAAGGAAAGGGACGCCCUCAUGAAGGAGUUCCGCUCUGGGCACAGUCGUGUGCUGAUAACAACUGACAUCUGGGCCAGAGGCAUUGAUGUUCAGCAGGUCUCACUUGUAAUCAACUAUGACCUUCCCAACAACCGUGAGUUGUACAUCCACAGGAUUGGCCGAUCAGGUCGUUUCGGCCGCAAAGGUGUCGCCAUCAACUUUGUGAAGAACGAUGACAUCCGCAUCUUGCGAGACAUAGAACAGUACUACAGUACUCAGAUUGAUGAAAUGCCCAUGAAUGUUGCUGACCUUGUCUAAACUUCAGAAGAUCAUCAGAUGUACAGACUUAAACAAUAAAUCAUCCAGGGCAGUUUUUCAUUUCCCACAACCAA